Caenorhabditis angaria is the source of this 411-nucleotide messenger RNA. The record is from the annotation of a GenBank genome assembly. NCBI's taxonomy places the organism in Eukaryota, Metazoa, Nematoda, Chromadorea, Rhabditida, Rhabditidae.
AUGGGAAUUAUCACUGUUACAUCGCCCCAAAUCGACUUUCAAAAAGUGCCAUCAUUAAAACAUCAAAGUUCCUCAACGUCUGUAAGUGUUAUUUGCCCGGUGUUCAUGUUUUCAGUCAACUUUUUGCAGACAACAGAAAUUCUCAACACUGCAUUUUAUGACGAAAGUACAGACUCUGAGGGAGAUUUCGAUGUCAGUGAUGAGCCCGAGAAAAUCGUCGAAAAACCAAAGGAAAAGGAAGACGAUAUUUUCUACUUGAAUGUAUGUUUUUGCACAUAUUCAACCUUAAAUUCAAUAAUUUUCCAGAUAUUUGCUGUGAUUCUUCUCACAUCAAUCGCCCAAUUCAGCGGUUUGUCGGAUCUCUUCCACUACGCCAUCUAUUUAUUGACCAAAUAUAUUUUGUCAUGUUAA